AUGGAUUAAAAAAAAGUGGGAAACUAUUAGUUAUUUUGUAAUAAGGUGCUUGGCAAAGGAGCUUUGGGAGAAGUUAUUGUUGGUUAAAGAAUUACUGACAAUAAACUAGUGGCUGUCAAAAUUAUAAAGAAAUAAUAUCUUGAAGGAAAGCAAAAAUUUGAAAAGUAUUAUAUUUGUUUGAAUCAGAGCUGGAUUAAAAAAGAGCAUUUAAAGAGAAAUUGUCAUCUAAAAGUCCCUCAAUCAUAACAAUAUAAUUUAGAUGUAUGAAGCAAAAGAAUCCGACAAUAAUAUUUAUAUGUUCAUGGAAUUAGGAGAUUGCACACUCUAGGAUUACCAAUAAUAACGUACAUAUCAUUUAAGCAUUUAAGAUAAGUUAACUAAUGAAGAAGUUAAGAAAAUAAUGAAAUAAUUGUUGUAGGCUUUAUAUCACAUGGUUAAUUUUAAAUUGACUAAUCCAUUGUAAAACAAUAAGGAGUAUCGUGGAAUCUGUCAUUUAGACUUGAAACCAUAAAACAUACUCAUGAUUGGUGAUAUACCUAAAAUAACUGAUUUUGGAACGUCGAUCUAGAUGAACAUUGAGGUACUUUCAGAAACUAAUUUCACGAGUGAAGAAUUAAGUCAAACUCAUCACUUUUACUUAGGAAAGGGCAGUUUAGUAUGAAUUUAUUGAUGAGGAUAGAAAUAUAUGUCCUAUGAGCAAUUGCUCGGAGAUUAUAUACCAGAAUUAGAGAAAAUAGAUGUAUGGAGUCUUGGAGUCAUUCUCUAUGAAAUAGUAUAUGAAACGCAUCCCUACAUUACUAAAGAAUCUGGUGCUAAUCUGAAUUAGAUCAUGAUAGCAUAAAUGAUCUCAUAGAAAGAAAUAGAAUUCCCUUAAACUAAUUAUGAUUAAUCGGUAAUAGAUUUAUUAAAGGGUAUGUUACAAUUAGAUUACACAAAGAGAUUUAAUUUAUAACACUGCUUAAAUCACCCCUUUUUAAAUUGA
Molecule: messenger RNA, 982 nt
Organism: Paramecium octaurelia
Lineage: Eukaryota; Ciliophora; Oligohymenophorea; Peniculida; Parameciidae
Source: the annotation of a GenBank genome assembly